GAACGAAUCGUUCGCGAACGACACAACCCUAGCCUGCUGCUGCUGCUAGGUUUGUCUGUCAGUGUCGGGCAGAUGGGUGGGUUCCAUAAAUGGAAAGUAUGAGUCCCACCCACUCCAACACUAAAAUACAGUCACUACUGAGACUGCUCUAAAAAACACUUCUUCCUGGAAGAGACUGCUAACAGACUUAAGUAAGUGAUCAAAUCGGACAUCGACUCCAACAUAUCGAGCUGUAACUAAUGUUUUCUACUAAUCUGAAGUUGUAGGUUUAGUUAGAGUAAGCUGUGAGUGUUUAAGGAGUCAUUUUGUGUCUUAGUUACUCUAGUGUUCCCGACGCUGUCGUUAGCAUGGCAGCGUGUUUGCUGCAGGUUUACCACAGCUAAAGUCACCUUAUACAGCUAAAAAACAAGCACAGCUUCACUUUGACAGCAGAAUUAUGUUCUCUUGUUUCGGUUUUAGGUGGUUGGUUCGCUGGCUUUUGCUUAGGUAGAGAUAAAGCUGGGCUUAGUUACUUCCCAUGGAUUAUCCUGAAGUGUUAUGUAAAUUGCUCUGGGAGGUAACUUGGCUAGUUUGAGGAGGAAGCUUGUACAGGCCUGAAGCAGAGUUGUAUUAGCCCGUUACUGUAAAAACAAAAGUAAAACUAAAGUAAAUAUAUAAGUUUGAUCUACAAAAUGUUAAUAAAACUAAUUAUUUUGUUUACACGCUAAUCAUUAGCCACUGACCCAAUUAAUUGAUAAUGUCUUGUAUUAGAAAAAACCCACAAUUUUAAUACUUUUAGAAAUAGACAAGGAUUUUUAAAGGAUGUUGAAGUUUUGUAAGUCGGUGUCAGUGUAUUGUGACACAGUAAAGGUGGUUAUUACCCCAUACUGGUGACUUAAUGUCAGCCUUUUUCCUCUGAAGUGACAGCUAUCUUUAUAACACCUCAAAGCAAACAUGGCUGUCUAUACGUGAUAAGGUUUAGAGUUGUAGGUUUAGGUUUGAGGUUUUGUCAGGACACUGUGUGAGAACUGUUUGUUCUCACAGUUAAAGUUGUGAAAGCUCAUGGUUGAAUGUGUUGUGUUUGUGCCAGAACUGUCUUACCUUUCAAACAGUUCAAUUUCAUUGUAUCUGACAAGUGUAGAUGUUUAUCCAUUGAACUUUUUCCACAUUGGUGCUUUGAGUCAGCAUCAAAACUACUGUGUUUGUUUACAACACCCCGAAGGGACGGUGUGUAAGAAGUUAAAGGUGUUUUAAGUACACAUCCACCGUCAUUGUGACUGUGUAUAAAGAUGUGUUAGUUAGAUACACUGACCUCUUCCUUCCCUUGUGAGGUGUGCAAACUUAAACAAAUCCCUCUCUCGCUGAAUAAAUGCAAAUUAAAGAGGACAUUUCCAUUCAGGUGUUAUGAUGUCAGUUUUACUGUGGAAAAAGCAGCACUGUGAGAGUACUGGCCUUGAAUGAAAUGUUAAAGAAAAGGGGAAAAAAGCCAGUCCACCACUUUGAAACAAGUGUUUGUGAAAUCUCUGUUUUGGAAGAAAGAGGUUGCAGGUAUGAAGCUGCUGCGACAGUGCCUUGCACAAAGAUUUCUAACCGCUUAACUAGAAGAAAAAAGAGGAAACACCUGUCUUUAGAUCAGUUUAAGACCCUUGUACUUUGCUUAGAUGACACAGAUUAUUCAUUAGAAGAAAAGUUGUGAUAUAGAUAUCACAACCAAGUUUAUAACAAAACAGUUUUUCUUUUUGUUAAUGGAGACAUGCUGUACCAGUUCUGAAGAAUUCAAAUAGUUUGUGUCUUAGUUGGUGAAAAUUUCCACCUAGUGGGAAAGAGGAGGAGAGACAGGUUUACAGCAGGGUGUGUUUACAACUCUUUCUGCCAUGUCAUUCAUGAUAACAGUACAAUGCUCUGGAUUAUGUCAUUCAGCAGUACUAACAAACAGCACAGAAUGAUUUUUACAUUAUUUAUAACAUGUCAUGAUUGGGGCUUUUACAUUGAUAUUUUUGUCAUGUGUUUACAGAUAUGAGCUACCCUGGAUACCCCCCUCAGGCAGGUGGAUACCCACCACAGCCUGGGGCCUACCCUCCACAGCCCGGUGCUUACCCACCUCAACCUGGAGCGUACCCUCCACAAGCAGGAGGCUACCCACCACAAGCAGGAGGCUACCCCCCUCAACCUGGUGCCUAUCCUCCACAGGCUGGUGGCUAUCCGCCACAGGCAGGUGGCUAUCCUCCACAGGCUGGGGGCUACCCUCCACAGGCUGGGGGCUACCCACAGGCUGGGGGCUACCCACAGGCACCACCACCAGGUUAGGGAUAAUUGGGAAACAAAAGUAACUGUGUCAAAAAGUAGAGAAAUCAGUCUGUUAGUAUUUCUAGACUCACUAAUGAAUGCUUUAUGUGCUGCUUGUUUACUUCAUUCAAACCCUCAAAAAAAUGUGAGGAGAUUUUUAGAAAGGAUUUUUCCAGUGGUGAUUCACACUGGAAAAUAUCUGUUUUCACUUGUAGCAGAUAAAGAGCACAAACAUGCCAUUAGCUGAUUUAAAUAAACUUCCACCAAACUCAGAUGAAGUAAAAAUGUAGGGUUUAACUCAUUAGGUAGACCAGGCCCCCAUGUCCAGAGCCUCCACUCUGUAUUUCACUUGAAUAGGGUUGAUUUCUGGUUCUAGUAGUAUUCGGUUUAUGCCACCCCAUCCUUCCCUCCACAUCUCCUGUCUCUCACAUGCUUUUCUAUCAUGUCAGGCCAAAAGAAAGUAACUGAAAUGCAGUGUUGGGCCAUGUUAUUUUCAUUCCUAGUCUAGAAAGGGUGACUCAGCAGUGUCGUGCAACAGAAAUCAUGGGACUCAUGGUGAACAGAGUGGAAUUUUUUUUCCCUGAAAACAAACAAACUUUCACUGUUGCUAAGAGAAGCAAGCCUCACAGCCCGUCUUCAGCAUAGUGCUCCCAUUCUCUGCCCAGCACUUUUUCACCUACACGUAAACCAGUGGAAACCAAAGGGAAAGGAAGUUCCACUAUGAGGGGUCAUUCCCGUCUCAGUCUGAUAUUCUCAGUUCUUUCAGGCAUGUUAAAGCAAAUUACAUCCUCAACUUCUCUGAACAGCGCUGUCUUUGUUGUCCACUGUAGGCAGCUGGGGAGGUGGCCCAACUGGUGGAUAUCCCUCCAUUGGCCUUGACAGUUUAUCCAACCCUGGAUACAAUGCUGGCAUGGUAAGUUUCACCUUGAUAGAAUAAUCUUACCCUGCUACCAGAAAGAAAAAUGUAAUGAAUGUGUUAAACUAAGUCUUAAGAUGAUUGAAUUGAAUAUCCCAGUUAGAAUGAUUUACACUGCAGUUCAAGGAAUGUCACGCCCUUUCUAUUCACGGUAAGACUCCCCCAAAGUCUGCUUCUAAAAACCCUCAGCAUCAUCAUCAGUGCUCUUCAUCAGCCUCUCUUUGAAGGUCUUUUGCAUGUUAAGAACAGUCACACUUUUCACCCCUAUCUGCGCUUCCUAAAACUGCCAAUCCUAUGCAACUUUUUACUCCUUCGAUCUCCAGAUUCAUCAUCUUGUCUGUUUUAUUUCAAGAUAGAUUUUAAUUUCCAUCUGAUUCCAUCGCAUGGCCACACUUUAUUUGGAUACCUCUUGUAAAUGCUUGCAAGUAACUUCAGUUUUCCUACUGAAGCUAAAUCAAGGAUAAGUUCCACUAACUUCAAAUUUGACCAAGCAUUAUAAAUAGGUCUAAAUCCAAAAAAGGUGUGACCGUUUUUAUGUUGCAUGCAUCAAAUAAAGAAACGCUUCAAGCAUCUGUGCACAUUCUAUGAGAUUCCAAUCUUUCCACAAUCACAGGCUAACCAGAUGUCUGCAGGUAUGGGUGGUUUUCCCCAAAAUCCAUCCAUGUUCGCCCAAGCCCCUGGGGGGUACCCACCCGCACCUCAGCCAAGCGGGUACGGUGCCCCCCUCCCUAACCAACAGUCAUUUGGCCUGUACCCACAGCCAGGAGGGGCCAUGCCCCAACCCCAAGGCCCAGGGAUGGGCUACCCAGGUCAGCCUGGCCAGCCAAUGCCGGGAUACCCACAAGCACCAUCACCCAACCCACCCAUGGCUGGUUAUGGAGGAGCACCAGCACCCAUGCCAGGGUACCCAAAGGUCCCUUCACCAAAUCCAUCCAUGCCGGCCUAUGGAGGAGGAGGAGCCAUGCCAAUAGCUCCAGCCAUUAAUGUGAGGAAGCGCUGAAAUUCUUUGUUGGCUUGAGAUAAACUAUCUGUCACCUUGUUAUGCCUCAUGUCAAAAUCUUUUAAACACAUACACACAGGCCUGUAUCUACACAUCUGUGCAUCAUAAAACAAAGUUUAUUUUAGUGGAAAUAGCGUUUGUUGCAUUGUGAAAAUAAUUUCUUGUCAUCUCAGAGAGGAUUCAGGGGAACAAUAAAGGACUUUCCUGGAGCUGAUCCACUUAAAGACGUGGAGGUUCUGAGGAAGGCCAUGAAGGGCUUUGGUGAGUGCUCCUCAGAGAUGCUUAUCAGAGUGGAGUUCUUGUUAUCAUGUAACUCUAAUCUUCCCCGGAACUGUAAUUAUGUACAUAAUGCAUGAGAUACUGACCAUUUAGCUCCUUGCUGUCUUACCCUGUAUGUCUGCCCUUUGAAUUCCUUAAGUUGAAUAAAUGAUCAUCAGGGUCAUAAUCAGUUAAAAGAUAUUUUUAAUCUUUCUUUUUUUUCCAGGAUAGAUGGUUAAAAGUCACGUCAGGUUAUUAAAAAACUAAGUAACAUUAAUAAUAAUAGCAGUCCUCUUUCUGUUCUCCUUUCAUUAAUGGACAGCCUUUAUUUUCCUCAGAUAUGUCUUGCUGUACUCAGAUAUAUUUUUGUUUUUAGUAACAUAAAAAUAGUUCAUAAGUAAAAUUUGAAUGUUUAAACUGGAAAUUCAGAUAAGUGUCUUUAUUUCUAAUGUAUGCAGUGAUGUAAUGUUUGGCCUUCUUUGUUCAGGAACUGACGAGCAAGCCAUUAUUGACUUACUGGGGAGUCGCUCCAUCAAGCAGCGUUCAGCUCUGCCCCGUGCCUACAAAACCUCCUAUGGAAAGGUAAGAAAUCCUCUGCUUUUGUUUUAAGUAUCACACACUGAUUAUCCAACAACUGAUGAUAUUUUUGUAUCAGGGGAGUUUAAAAAAGUUAGAAAUUCAUAAAUGGAAUCAUACAUGAACUGGUUUACAUUACCCAGUGUAUAAUAGUGACAAGCAGACAACAGGUGCAACAGAGUGCUGCCAGUAAAAUGGAACAGGGAUUGGAUGUCCUCAGGCUGAGAGCUCAUUAUAGAUGUACCACAGAGCUGCGGUACGAGUUUCACAGCAAGCAGUUAAUGAUGGUUGAGUUAUUCCAAGCGUGUUUCUAUUUUCAGGAUUUGUUAAAGGACCUGCAUUCAGAGCUGUCUGGAGACUUCAGGAAGCUCGUCAUGGCCACAUUGAAGACCCCUGCUGAGUACGAUGCCUAUGAGCUCAACAGUGCCAUAAAGGUAGGCAUGUGCAUGAAUGGUGGGGGUUGUGCUAGUCUCAAUACUAUCACCAGUCUCAGUCUGCAAUGACAUGGAUUUGCAAUAUAUCAGUAUAACAGUAUAAAUAUGCAUUUUUUUUCCUGACAGUUGACAAUGUUAUGUGUUACGCUGGUCAUGGGUUUACUUUAAUACAAAACAAAAGGAAAAACUUUGGCUGCUACAAGGUCAGAGGAUAAGCUUUUCAAACUGUCAUUGGUCUGUCUUCCAAACAGGGAGCUGGAACUGAUGAAGCCUGCCUGAUAGAGAUCCUGUCAUCCCGCUCCAACGCUGAAAUCAAGGAGAUAAACCGCAUUUACAAACAAGGUGAGAUACCUUAAAGCUCUGAAUGCAUUUCGUUGUCCUACCGCUCAGUUCUUCUUUAUAAGACAUCAUCCAGCUCUGUGUGGGAAGAAGUUUAUUACCACAGUGAAUCAGCUCAGUGGAGCUGUAUCUUAGUAACCCCAGAGCAUCUGUAAACUCAGGUGUUAUGUACAGGAAUGUUUUUUGUUUACAUGGAGUAAGUUUCCACCCUUAUGAGUCAGUGUAGGUAAAAAGAUUCACUCAUUUUUGUUCUUGUCAUUUCAGAAUACAAGAAGACACUGGAGGAUGCUAUUUCUGGAGACACCUCAGGGCACUUCCGCAGGCUCCUGGUCUCACUCGCCCAGGUAUCAACAUAUAACAAAUGAGUCAUCUAAUUUCCUGCUGAUACUUUCAGAUCAAAUCACAAUCAUUAUUUCCUGUAUUUUGUAGGGUAAUCGUGACGAAAGAGAGAAUGUGGAUAUCUCUCUGGCUAAGCAAGAUGCUCAGGUAGAGUCUGCUUCUCUUUUUAGUGAUAAGGGUUUGUGAGUUUUAUCUUCAUUAUUUCAUUAGAAACAAUGAAUGUAAGGACAUGGUCAUUCAUAAACGUUGCUGUUCUUACAGGCCCUGUAUGCUGCAGGAGAGAACAAGCUGGGGACAGAUGAGUCCAAAUUCAAUGCAAUUUUGUGUGCCAGGAGCAAAUCCCACCUCAAAGCAGGUAAUCUUAACAGAGACAUACCCACAAUGAGAAGCUUAAAGGUUCAACAUCUGAUUCCAAGAAGUAAUAACAAGACCGAUGACGUUAACAGACGAGUUCACUUCUUUGUUUUAAGACUGAUGGUUUGUGUGUGUGUGUGUGUGUGUGUGUGUGUGUGCAGUGUUCCUCGAGUAUCAGCGCAUGUGUGGCAGAGACAUCGAGAAGAGCAUCGGCAGGGAGAUGUCUGGAGACCUAGAGAGUGGCAUGUUGGCCGUCGGUAAGAACACACAGACACAUACAUACAUGUGCACGCACACACAAAACUAUUCAAAGGUCACACCCAUACAUUGUUCCAAGUGGAAUCUGCUCCACAUGAGUCAUAAAUGACGUCACAUUGAACAGCCAUCUGAACGUAUUAUAUGAUGCAGAGUAUUACAGCUGACUGAAUGGAAAGAGAAACCGUAUGAAAGGAGGUGUUGCUGCUUAAUGCAAACUCUGUUUUUUGUUUCCUUUUUUGCUCAACUUUGCUCAGGGUCAUGGUACUGUAAACAUUUACUGCUUGUAAAUUUGAUUGAUUUGAAUAUAUACCUGUGAUUUCGACAUUAAGUUGCUGUGUUCAUUGUGUGAUGGUGUGCACUGCAGUGUCUGUUUGUUUUUGAUGCUGUGAUUCAUUUCAAUCCUCAAAGCAAGGUUAAAAUUUAUGAUUUCAUAUUAGUAUUAUUUCAAACCACAACCUUUUAUUAAAGCUGUGUUAAUCAAUAUUCGGCCUGUAGGUGGCAGAAAACCCUGAGUCUUGCCUGUAAAAACACAGCCUAAGCUUUGUUUAUACUUUUCCUGUCAGAAAUCACCUGCCUGCACAUCAUGUAGAUGCAGGAGGGUGUUUAAAUGUUGGGGUCAUGGUUUCCUGCCACCUGAUGAUUGUAUAUGUAAGGGUGAUUUCACAAUAAGGACUUAUGCCUGAAUACACUUGGUCCAUUUGAUCAGUGUGAACCAUCAUGCCUAAUGUGAAAAAGCGCCCUCAUAUUCACCCAUAUAUCCUUGUAUUGGUUCUUCAAUACCAGAGUGAAUUGUUUGUCUCCUCCCUGUGUGCUCUGCAGAUAGCAUCCUGUCACUUUAUCAGAGUUUGUUUGGAAAAAACAGAUGUUGCUGCUGCUAGAUGUUCAUAUUUAAAGCUCUGCAGCGCCGCAUAUGGAUCUUUUAUUACAACUGACAGAGUUAACAUAGUUAUUCAAUCAGACAUGAAAAUAUUGAUUUAUGCAGCUUUUAUUACACUUGUUGUCAUCCUGUAACAUUCCUUUAAUGUAUUCACAUUGUGAUUUUCCUUUGUUCACUUUCACUUCACAAAGUAUCAGCUUUUUUUUCUUCCUCAUCCUGGCUUUACAAGGAUGCAACUAGAAUGUAUUCUUAUUCAGAGAUCUUGUGUAAUUGAAAUGUAUUAUUGUGUGUUAUUGCUCAUGUUUGAUUGAGUGUUUUCCCUCUUUCAGUGAAGUGUAUUAAGAACACACCUGCCUACUUUGCUGAGAGACUUUACAAGGCCAUGAAGGUGAGCUAUCAUUUCUUUAUGCCUUGCAGUAGUCAUUAUCUGUGCAUUGCUAAUUAAUUGCAACAUAAUAUAGACGUUUCACAGUGUGUUCCUAUUUGCAUUUUUGUUCAUGAAUGUGCACAUAUGUUCAGGGAGCUGGAACCAAAGACAGAACCCUGAUCCGGAUCAUGGUCACCCGUUCUGAAGUUGACAUGCUGGAUAUCCGCCAGGAAUAUGUCAAAAACUAUGGCAAGUCGCUGUACACACAUAUCUCUGUAAGUAUUUCCAUUCCAUUAAAAGACUUUCGACUAUCUAAAAGGAGCAAGUUAGUGUGUUUUGUGGGACACGUGUUUAAAUAAUUGGCUCAUACGUCUGUUUUAUUGACAGGGAGACACAUCAGGAGACUACAAGAAGCUCCUACUGAAGUUCUGCGGGGGCAGUGACUGAAAAGGGAACAGCAUCUACUACAUUAUAGAAAUGUAUUUUAUAUAUCAACUUCUUGCUUAUCUAUAUGCAUCCAUGCACAAACUGCAACCCUGCAUGCCAUACCAGUUCUAUCAAUGCAACGUUACUUUGUUUUAAGAGCCUCAAUAUUGCUACAUGCUGUUUCUUUUCUAUACAUACAUAUGCACUAAAAGUUUUAUAUUUUCACUUGUUUUAUCCUUUUGUUUGAGUCUAAGAUUCAUGACCAGGCCAUUCAAUCAGUGUGCAACAGAUGAAAUUUAAAGUGUAUAUUUUUUAGAUAUUGUGUUUUGAAUUGUGCCAAUAUAAUCAGAUAUCUUACGGUAUCUGGCACUUUUACCGGCCACUUUUUGUUGUUCAGCAUGGCUGAAUACAAUGUGAUACAUAGCAGCUAAGUACCAAAGUUUACUGUUUAUGUUUCAGUCGUAUAAUCUCAUCUAUAUUUUGUCUAAAACAAGUGUGCUGUAAGUGCAAGAGAUCCUUUAUUUUGUUUAUCUAUCAUUGUAACCUGUAAAACUCAAGCAUUACAUUUCAUAAUUUGUUGAUUUUAUUUCCACGAAUCUCCUAAAAUAAAUACUGAGAAAGCGUUUUAAA
This is a messenger RNA of Xyrichtys novacula (pearly razorfish), 9039 nucleotides long. NCBI's taxonomy places the organism in Eukaryota, Metazoa, Chordata, Actinopteri, Labriformes, Labridae. The record is from the annotation of a GenBank genome assembly.